CAAAGAUCCACCGCCGGAAUCUUCUACUUCUCCGGCUACAUUCGAUCCUAGUCGAAUGAUUGGGAUCAUCAAAAGGAAAGCUUUGAUUAAGGAUUUAGCAGCUGCUUACCACGCCGAGUGUCUAGCUCUUUGCCGAGAACUUCUCGAGCUUCAAAAGAGAAAGGACGAGCCGUUCCUGGACACGAAAGCUACGGAAGAUCUGAGAAAAGAGACGUUGAGGUCUUCUUCCAAACGAGCUAAGAAAAAACGUUAAAAGAAAAGACUUGGUAUGAUGCUUAAUUUCCUACGUAGAUCUAAUGAAGAAUAACAAUGGCGACGUUGUGGAUAGCGGAAACAACAACCGGUUAAGCCGGUGGCAUCACAAUUCUUCCCGGAUAAUUAGGGUUUCACGAGCUUCCGGUGGUAAAGAUCGACAUAGCAAAGUCUUGACUUCGAAAGGACCACGUGACCGGCGUGUCCGGUUAUCAGUCUCCACCGCUCUUCAAUUCUAUGAUCUUCAAGAUCGGUUAGGUUACGACCAACCGAGCAAAGCUGUUGAAUGGUUAAUCAAAGCUGCUGAAGAUUCAAUCUCUGAGCUUCCUUCACUCAACAACACUCAUUUUCCGACCGAUGACGAGAAUCAUCAGAACCAGACAUUAGCAACAGUUGCUGCUGCGGCGAAUUCGUUGUCUAAAUCGGCUUGUAGUAGUAAUUCAGACACGAGCAAGAACUCUUCUGGUUUGUCUUUAUCAAGAUCGGAGCUUAGAGAUAAAGCUAGAGAGAGAGCUAGAGAGAGAACAGCUAAAGAGACCAAGGAAAGAGAUCAUAACCACACUUCUUCGUUUACCGAUUUGUUAAAUUCCGGUUCAGAUCCGGUUAACUCAAACCGGCAAUGGAUGGCUUCAGCUCCUUCUUCAUCUCCAAUGGAGUAUUUUAGUUCGGGUUUAAUUCUCGGGUCGGGUCAACAAACCCAUUUCCCGAUUUCAACAAAUUCUCAUCCUUUCUCAUCAAUCUCCGAUCACCAUCAUCAUCAUCAUCCACACCAAGAGUUUUCAUUCGUUCCCGACCAUUUGAUAUCACCGGCAGGAUCCAACGGUGGAGCAUUCAAUCUUGAUUUCAACAUGUCGACACCCUCCGGCGCCGGAGCUGCCGUCUCCGCCGCAUCAGCUGGUGGGUUCAGUGGUUUCAACAGGGGGACCCUUCAGUCCAAUUCAACAAAUCAUCAUCAGCAUCAGUCAUUUCUCGCUAAUCUACAGAGGUUUCCAUCAUCAGAAAAUGGUGGAGGUCCACAGUUCUUAUUCGGUGCACUGCCUGCAGAGAAUCACCACCACAAUCACAACCAUAAUCACCAGUUUCAGCUUUACUAUGAAAAUGGAUGCAGAAACUCAUCAGACCAUAAAGGUAAAGGCAAGAACUGAUGAUAUUACUUAUUGCAUCUUUGGUUUUAUUCAGAUCCUCAUUUUGUAUGUUUAAUUUUCUCUCUUUAUUUUUGGUUUAUUUCAAAACAAAUGUUAAUCUCUUUUGUUGUCUGAUCAUUUUAUCAUUAAUGUGUGUUAAAUUUGUUAGGGUUUUGUCUUUAUGUUUUGAGGGUCUUUGGAAAUCUUUUUGCAUUGUGUUUGUAAUGUUGUAUUUUGUGAUAAUAGCAUUUUGUUUGUGAGUUUUUAAUUCAAUAUUUGAGUGUUAUUUUUAGCAUUUUGUUUUCUUUAGUUAAAUGUUAUAGUACGAAGAUACUGUUUCUUGGUAUUCAUGAACAAAGGGUAGGUCAAGGC
Messenger RNA from Arabidopsis arenosa, 1748 nucleotides. The record is from the annotation of a GenBank genome assembly. NCBI's taxonomy places the organism in Eukaryota, Viridiplantae, Streptophyta, Magnoliopsida, Brassicales, Brassicaceae.